AUGGCACUUAGCAAAGACCGUGGCAUUACAAUGAAUGAUGGGAACAAAAUCCCCGCAUUGGGGUUUGGAACCUAUACCCCGGACACUGUAAGUAACACAUUUAACUCUCAGAUUGUUGUAACUUGUUUCUAAAGAGCAAAAUGCCUGCCAGCUGCUGGGUGCUUCAUACAUUGCAAAGCAUCGCAUGCAAUACCUGACCUGAUCUGAGAAGCCAAUUGUGCAUGAGAACUUCUUGGGUCACAGCAGCCAAGAAUGCAACAGAUGCCUUGCAGCACAUAAAGCGCUGCUUCUCAUUCAACAAGGGUCCUGAGCCAGCAGAUUCAGGAGCAAAUAAUGUUUUGUGCAAGACUUGGCUGGUUUGUUGCUGAGAAACAGUUUCCAGUGUGAAUUUCUGCAGGGUUCAAAGUACCCAGUGCAAAUUUUCUAGUGAUAUUUUUAAAAAUAUUUCUAUAGAACCAUAAGUGCCCACUAUUACUUUUGUUGGGAGUAACAAUAUUAUCCAAAAUUACCAGCCAUUAGCUAACUAUCCUGGACACUAACAAUAAAUAUAGAAUCAAUUCUUUACCCAAACCAUCUUCAUUUGGUCCAUAUCACCAGCAAUGUAAAUGAAGGGAUCAAUGUACGUUCUUGUUUUGUAAUAAAAUUAAUUUCUAGGAAUAUCAUGAAUUUACCAAAUAAAAGCAACCACUCAGUUUCUCAAAUCAAUUUUCCUUUUUCAAUUUUUCCAAUUCAUAUAUCUGCUCCAUUCACAUAUAAAGCGUGGGGUAGAAUCUAUUUUAUACAAAGAGGUACAUGCUGAAGAAGAGACUUUCUCAAUCCUUUCUUGGAUAUCUCUCCAAUUUCACAAACAUUUUAACCAAUUUUUAAAAAGCAUUCUGCAAACUUUAUGUCUCAACAGUGUUCCACAGUUUGAACCAAAAUAACUGAUGAAUUAAUUGAUUGUUCAUUUUCAAUCCUGCAUGUGAAGAGAGGCUCUGGCAGAUUGAACAGAUGCGAUUACUAGUGGAUCCAACGGUCAAGAAGGCGGUUUCUGUGUGGGCCGUAGAGGGAAAUGAGGGGCAGAUGGGGCUCAUCCAGCUAGGGAGGUAGCCUAUCUAGGAGAAGGAAAACUCUGCUCUUGAACCUGUGCUGCCUUGUGGGAUAUCUUCAGGAGAAGAAAAGGAGUAAACCCUACACAAAUCUGGGCUGGAGUUCCUAAGACGGUUGGGUGGUACAUUGCAUGCCUCCUUCUGGCAACACCUGCAGCCAAGCUGGUGCCAAAUGUAUUAGUCUGUGUUCCUUUGGAUCACAUCAGCGAGGAUGAGAGAGAGGCCUUUUCAUCUGGGCAGCCCAGGAUCUCUAUACCCACUGCCCAGGCUUGCACCCCAGGGAAGUCACUUUGGUGCUGCUAACACUGUAGCACCCUGCUUGUGGUUAACGCUUAGCUGGAAUAAAAUAUUCAACGCAGCAAUAGAGAAAUUAAAAUAAUAAUUUAUUUGUCAGUCAAAUAAAUGAGAGACACAGUGGUAUAUGUUAGCACACUUUGGUGCUGCUAACACAGCAAUUUUUACUUUCCCCCGGAGGCACACUCCAUUGUCUCUAGAGACAGACAGAUGCCAACAAGAAGGAUAGAGGGGUUCACCUCAUUGACUUGCUUCUCCCAAAGCCAUAGCCUUGGAUUCCAGCAGAAAUCAGGCUUGGCUCCAUCUCUCAGCUGCCCAGCCUGCUUUCUGCUUCCAACUCCUGGAUCUCUCUCUCACACACACCCUAGUUUUUGUCUUCCUAACUACCCACCCAUUUGCCCUCUGGCACAGAGCUGCUUCAUUUAUUUCCUUAACAUUCCAUACUUAAGGGGCCAUUGCCAAGAGACUUGCAUACCUAUUCCAGUAAUUGGAUCCUGGUUGGAUCCAGGAGUUAGGAGGAAUUCAGGCAUAGAGCCAAAACCCCACUCACAUCAAAUUUUUACACACACACCAUUAAAUAUUUCAUUUUUUCACAAUAAUGUGUGUGUGUGUGUGUGUGUGUGUGUGUGUGUUAUAACAGUAACACCAUCAAUAUAACAUAAAAGUCAAACCAAAACAUGGAGUAAUUGGUUCCUUCUUUGUGGGAAAUUAAAAUGGCAACUCCUUUUCUUUGUGGGAAAUUAAAAUGGCAACUCAUCACCUUGCAACUUUGAUUGGAGCCCUUUUGUCAUUGCUGGUCAGUGCCACCUUUCCACAUGAAAGAGAUCCCACAAGAGGACCCAGGCAUCAGCAGGGAUGGAUCUAGACACAUCAAAGAUGUGUUUCAGUUUAAAGUACUGUAAAUUUAAACAGGGAAAACAGGUAGAGAAAAACAAGACUCCAUUUCGCCUUCUGGUGGCACAAUGUUAUAUCGCACAUGCAACACCUACUGUAUACGUAAAUUGCUUUUUCUUUACGCUUUUUCUUUCUUUUCAUUUAAUGUGUUUAGGCCAGCCUAGCUGAGUCCCUGAGACUCAGGUCUAGUUUGAAAAUAUCCACUGAUACUCAGUGUUACUUACAGGUACCCUCUGAUAUUAAUUUCCCCACUGAAGCAGAGACCUUGACUAACCUUUUCACCUUUUCAACCGGCAGGUUCCAAAAAGUAAGUGUGAGGAGGCUACAAAGAUAGCAAUAGAAUUCGGCUUCCGUCUUAUUGAUAGUGCAUAUGUAUACCAGACAGAGGAGCACGUUGGGCGGGCCGUUCGUGCGAAGAUUGCAGACGGAACAAUAAAAAGGGAAGACAUUUUCUACACUGGAAAAGUGAGUGAGUUUGGCAUUUUUUUAAAAAAAAGAGUACAGUGGUACCUCUGGUUACGUUCUUAAUUCGUUCCGGAGGUCCAACCUGAAACCGUUCUUAACCUGAGGUACCAAUUUAGCGAAUGGGGCCUCCCACUGCCAACGUGCCACUGGUGCGCGAUUUUUGUUCUCAUCCUGAGAAAUCAGAGCAAAACGCCUCUCCGUAUAUAAACCUACCCAGAUUCUGCGUUCAUCCUGUGAGGCUCUUCUUUGUAUGCCUCCUCCAUGUGAGGCUCGGAGUGCGGCAAAACGAGAACGGGGCCUUUUCUGCAUGGCUCCCCAUUUGGGGAGUGCUCUCUGCAGGAAAGCUCAUUAUACACCUCUAGGCGCCAGGUGAAUAUGUUCUUCUUCAACCAGGCCUUGGGCUUAUUAAUAUUCUAUAGCCUUUUUGAAUAUGUUUUUGCCAGGGGAGGAGGAAGGGAGGUGCAGCGGGGCCUACAGCGUGCCUGAGCCACACACCUCUCCGGGCGGCUUCCUACGCCGCUGGUUAUUGGAAGGAGGGAUUCCUAUGUUGUUGCUUCUGUUUUGACUAUUUAUUUGUGCUUUUAUCUUGUGCUUUUAUCUUGUGAACUGCUCCAAGAUCUUUUGAUGAAGGGCAAUAUAUAAAUUUCAUAAAUAAAUGGUAAAUAUAAAUGGUAAAAAUACUGUGAUGUGCACACAAGAAUAGUCAUCUGACACAGCGAAACUGUCCCGAGACCCAAAAACUCUAUGGCUGUGUGAAAAUAUAAAUCUCUUUAUAUUUUUGACAGCUUUGGAAUACCUUCCACCGCCCUGAGCUGGUUCGGAAAUGCUUAGAAGAAUCCCUGAAGAAACUCCAGUUUGACUACAUGGAUCUGUUCUUAAUGCACUCUCCGUAUUCUAUGAAGGUAAAUGAUUAUUGAUGUCCUAAUGCAAGUAUUGAGUACAAUAUUUGAAGGGGGGGAAAGAACCUACUAAAAAUAUUUUAUUCCCUGAAGGAAUUGUCAUUUCCUAGAGAUGCUGACAGUUCUCUGCUAUACUAUAUCUCAAUCAAGGAAUGAUCGCUCCCAGAUUUGGGGGGAGAAACCAUGCCAGUUAAAGAAAACAUCUGCAUAUACUGAUGGCAUUAACUACAUGGGCAUCAUAAGAAAGAAAUCAUGUGCAGAGCAGGACUUGGUGAGGGGGCAAGGGAAGAAAAAAGGGGUUGGAGAGACAGACCUGUGCAGAAAGAGAAGAGGUUUGUUCUAUGGGGCACAGAAAAAAUUAAAGCAUGUUUGGGGAACCUGUGGCCUUCCAGCUGUUGCUCAAUUGCAACUCCUAUCAUCCCUGAUCAUUGUCCUUGCUGGCUGCAGCUGAUGGGACUUGGAGGCCAGCAAAGCCUGGAGAUCCACUGAUUCCCCACCUCUGCAUUAAAAGAGACAAUACUGAGUUAAUAUUGCAAUGGGGGGAUGCUGGUGGAGAUGUAGACUAAACCACUGAGGUUCUUGGGCUUGCCGAUCAGAAGGUCGGCAGUUCAAAUCUCUGCAAUGGGGUGAGCUCCCAUUGCUCUGUCCCAGCUUCUGCCAACCUAGCAGUUCAAAAUCACGCCAGUGCAAGUAGAUAAAUGAGUACCGUUGUGGCGGGAAAGUAUGCUCUGGUUUCCGUCAUGGUAUUCCAUUGUGCCAGAAGAGGUUUAGUCAUGCUGGCCACAUAACCCGGAAAGCUGUCUGAGGACAAAUGCCGGCUAUCUUGGUCUGGAAGCAAGUUGAGCGCCACAACCCCAUAGUCACCUUUGACUGGACUUAACUGUCUAGGGGUCCUUAACCUUUACCUUUACUUAAUAUUUCCCCAUAAGUAUUUUUUCCUGGAUAAAGUAAGCUUUAUCCCUCUUGAAAAACAAGAAUGUGAAAUGUGGUGCUUGUGAACUUCUAGGCCUGAAAUGCACUCAUUCCCUCCGCCUCCUUCUUUUCUAGCCUGGACCAGAUUUAUUUCCCAUGGGAGAAGACAAAAAAUUUAUUGUUGACAACGUAGAUCUUCGUCAGACAUGGGAGGUAGGUGCCUGGGAUUAGCAAAUCCAGCCCUUGAGUCAUUCAGAUACAGAGCACAGUAGCCUUCCACCAGAGGAGGCAUGUCCAGAACAAUGACUCACACAAUGGCUCCUAUGAGAGCUGGUGAAUUAUUGCACACUCUUGGGAGUAUAUGAGUUAGCCUCCAAUCUUAACCUGGGGGGGGAAGUGUGGUCUCAGCUAGUCAACAAACACCACUCAACAAACAUGUUGUGCUUUCUUUGCCAGGCAAUGGAGGCGUGCAAAGAUGCCGGCUUGGUGAGGUCCAUCGGAGUGUCCAACUUCACCCGUAAGCAGCUGGAAUUGAUCCUCAACAAGCCAGGGUUGAAAUACAAGCCAGUGAUAAACCAGGUCAAGCGUGUUUGCCUUUUGUAGUAGUUUGUUCCAAACGCUGUUGAAAGCUUCUUUAUUUAAGCUCUUUUGUGAGAGGACGUUUGUUUGCAUGAACACAGCAAUUCCCUGAAAAAACUUGCUUAAGGUUAUAAGGUUGCAGACCAAGUCACAGUUGUGGGGUAGACUCCCCUAAAUUCCUCGAACCAGUAAUCAAGACUUCUGAAUCCUCAGACAAAAGAAGUGUGGAGAAGUGCAUAAUGUUUGAAACAAGCAUCUCAGGUAGAAGGAGGCCUGCGAGCAGUCAGUGUCAGGAUCAUCCUACACGCAAGUAGGACUCCGAUAGAGACACAUGCCUGACUGGCAUGUUCUCUCCCUCCUGGUCAGUUGUUCGGGAGCUUCAAAAGCUUUCUCCAGCCCGAACAUCACAGCGACUGAUACCAAGAGGCAUCAGCAUGCUUAGGAACAGCAGAGUGUUAGCAUUUCGCGUGACAGACUCAGCAGCGCAGCAUUUUGGCUAAACUACUUUAUUAACAUAUCAUACACUCGGAGCUUUCUGACUCAACUCCUCCCUCAUCAGCACCAAACAGCAAAGAGAGAGAACAAAGGACAAUAGUCCUACAUCACGGAACACAGUACAUGUAAUACGAAACAUCCCAUCUCCGUCACUUCCCACACUGUGGAUUGGAAACAUAUACCGUCAUGUGAUAAAACCAAUCCCAUGACUGCAAGCACGGGGCAAGUCAGGGCCCACACAGCCUCUUGUGGGGACUCUGGAAGUUCUCAUGUGGGGGGUAAAGGGCCUUGUAGUUAGGCAUCUGGGCAAAGCUGUUGCACCCAAGCAGCCCUGAUUCACUUGGGCACUGGUGUAUAUCAUGUAACCAGUGAGACGAAGGCAGGCUAGUCCAAGGCAUGCAACCUGCUAGCUAAGCAGGAGUGAUGGACUGACAAUGAGAUGUGUGCAGCCGUGAUCUCCCGGUACCACAGAGACAGUGGUCCAGAUAGUCCCACUUCAAUCAUGGCUUCUUUGUACCCUCUGCCCAACCUUGAUGCACUAUCCAAUUCAUAUAUGGCAGUAGAGGGUGGGAAUACACACACUCCAGACAAUUAGUUCUUACGUUCCCUCCCCCAUACUUUCCACUAUUGCUGAGCCACAGUGGUGACUUGAAGAAAAGACACUUUUCACAUACAAAAUCCAUUUACACAGGGAGGAUUACUGAAAACUAUACCAUUACUUCCUUACAUAUGAGAAAAAACUGCUCCCUUAAAUAGAAUCAUUGCCACCCAACCCCAUCCCACUCCCCACUCCCCUCUUCCCCUGUCUUUUCUUCCCAACCUCACACUGUAUGUAACAUUAAUGUCUCACAACAAAUGAAACUGAUCUGUAGAAAAUGCAACUUGAAAAAAGAGACAAUGCACAUAUUUUCGUAAACUAAGAAAUCUUUAAUAAAAAUAACAAUAACAACAACUGCCCUCUUUGAAAAGUCUUGUGCCCUUCUUCCCCUAAUUUUAUUUUCUGAUGUCUCCACUGCUCAAUUUGAUUGGAAAUUUCAGUUUAUUGAGACCCUGAUAAAGCAGAGUCCCAGAUCAUCUGCUCAGCUUGAUGGAAAGGCAGGCAUAUCCCCCAUCAGGCCUUUUUGCUCAACGUAGACAAUUCAGAGACUGAGUGGGCAGAAACAGAGGCACUGCAGGCAGGACAGUGUGCCCAGAAUAUUUCUUCUUUGGGUAUAAUGACUCAACAGGGCUGGAGUGAGAGGAGAUUGAGGGGGAAUAAGCCCUGUCCCCCGUUUUCAGCUAACACACAUUUCAUGGAUGAGGAGCAUGGCAAUGGAAACCACAAAUGCAAGAAUGGUCCUCUAAAGAUUCUGAUGCAUCAGAAAACACAACACACUUUAAGAAUGGUAACAGCUGGAUAUUUCAAGAAAUAAUAGCAUUGAUCUGCUUUUCUGUCUUUCCUUGAUUUCACAGUACAUGUAGUUUUUGUUUCAUCUGAAUUCUCACUUUUGGAUUGCAUUGGGGAUUUUGAAUCUGCAGGUUGAAUGCCAUCCUUAUCGGAACCAAAGCAAGCUGCUGGCCUUCUGCAAGUCAAACAAUAUCCUCCUGGAAGGAUAUAGUGUCCUAGGAUCCCAAAGGGACCCAAGAUGGUAAGAGAUGAAGCCAAAACGUUUGGGGACCACCUCAGGCAACCACCUAGGCCCGCUAUUCCCCAGCAUCUACAUCAGCUCUGAAGGUUUUAUUCUUGGCCUCACAAUUAAUAAUUAUCCUCAUGUUGGAUACCAGCACCAGGGCCUUUUCUGUAGUGGCCCCACAAUAGGGGAACUCAUUCCAGAGAGAGAUUUACAAAGCUCUUCCCCUCCCAUUUUAGACAUUCUCAGAAACCUUCCUGUCAGGGAACUGCCAUCAGUAUUGGAGGGAGAGCGCAAAAGCCAGAGGGAUUCCAGAGAGCGUCCAGGGAUCGGGAGAAGCAGCCCAUCUUCUGGGGAAGAGAAUCAGUGUAGCACCAGUGGAGAAGGGGGGCAGGUGGGGGAAGUGGCGAGGCGGUCCCAUGACUCCUUGCCGGGGACCAGCGGGGAGAGUAGGGGUCCUCCGUUGCCCACACCCUCCCUGCAGAGAAGGCUUUUGCGCAGAGAGGGUAGGCGGAGACUAGGCGUCAAAGAGCUUCUUUGCUGGAAGAAGUUUAAGAAACGCCCACUCACGGAUUCUGCCAGCGACUGAGUCAGCCACGGGUGAGUGGCGGUCCGGACAGAUAAGGUUCACUUUGGCAGCCCAGCCAGGUGUUUGCACCCAGCCAGGGAAAUAGGUGCCUGCUUACGCACGAGCAACCCCUUAGAGACCAUUACACUUCCCAUUGCUGAAGUGUUUUUUAUAUAUAGCUGAUUGACUUCUCCCAAACAUAUGUUUUUAAAUGUUACAGGCAGGGGGCUAUUUAAUAAUUUCUGCUUCUGAAAUUUUGUGCUGUUUUCAAAUCACAUUUAUAUUAUGUUUAAUGUUGCUUUAAACAGUAGAAUGUCAGGAAUGAAAGGGCCCUCCACCCAGCCUUGCAUUUAAAUAAUUAUAGCAUUUCUCUUUUUACAUAGCUUGUUUCGUGUGUCUCAGAAUUUUGAAUUGUGUUGUUUUUAUCUAUCUUGGAAGCCACUUAAAUGCUUAUUUUUAACAAGUGGGACCAGCGACAAAUAUUGAGUUCUCCUUCAAGACAAUGAGCUGUGCAUUCUUCCAGGAUCCUCCAUUUCAUUUGAACUCCCUCCCUCUUUUCCAUCUCAACUCUCCAACAGUCACACAGGAUUCUUUGGGCGUUCCUUUCCCUCCUUAGGUACCCCUGUGACGGAAAAGUUUGUUUUGCUGGCCAGGUUGGGUCCCCAAGUGUUUUCUUUUUCUUUUUGGCUGGGGUUCCAGGAGGGGGAGUUGAAAAGGAGAGGAUUUGGAGAGACAGUUUGGUAGGUUGGGAGAAUAGGGAGGGAGGGAGAGAGAGAGAGAGAGUUGCUUCUGGGUGGAAACAUCCACUCUGAGGAAUAUAUCACAAGCUAAAGAAAGGAGCUUCUGAGCUUAGUGUGAAGGACAGUGUGUGGUGUCCUGUAAGAGUAAUAGGCCAGGAAUUAACUGGGAGGCUGAAGCUGAGCCAGGAGAAGUAGAAGCUGGGAAAAGACAGCCCACUUUGGAUUCAUUCCAGUUAGGAGGGAAGAGAUUCUUCUACAAAAAGAGAAGACUCCCAAACCAGUUAAGAGGGCUAUGGAGAUCCCUUGGGUCUGUUACUUGGAGUACCUCAGGAGUAGGGUUAUCAAAGGGGUGUUUAACUGACAGGAAGUACCACCUUUUUAAAGAACCAAAGUACCGUAUUUUUUGCUCUAUAAGACUCACUUUUCCCCUCCUAAAAAGUAAGGGGAAAUGUGUGUGCGUCUUAUGGAGCGAAUGCAGGCUGCGCAACUAUCCCAGAAGCCAGAACAGCAAGAGGGAUUGCUGCUUUCACUGCGCAGCGAUCCCUCUUGCUGUUCUGGCUUCUGAGAUUCAGAAAUUUUUUUUUCUUGUUUUCCUCCUCCAAAAACUAGGUGCAUCUUGUAGUCUGGUGCGUCUUAUAGAGCAAAAAAUACGGUAUUAAGGGGCAACAGCCGUGCAACAACUGAGAAAGAACUGAAGUGAAAGAGAAUUAUAAUCUGAAGUAUCCUAUGUUUCACCCACUUGUGUCAUAAACGUCCUUUGUUUUACAAAAUCCUGCCUGAGACUCCAAAUUAUUAAGUUUUCCCUCACACAAGGGAAAACCCCCACAAUAUAAUCUGGGGUAGUUUGUAGGAAUUCAUGGAAUUGGUGAUCUGUGAGGUGGGUGCACUAUAUAUAAGUGAGGGCGGGCCCAACGGCUCCAGGGGAAAAAGUGCCGUUGCGCCGGCGCACACACACACACCCCGCAAAUACUGAUUGUACUUCAGCAAAGAAAAAGACCUCUCUUUUGUGCAUGGAUGCUACCAUUUUGGCUACAGAAUGAUCCACAUGCAAAGUAUGAGUUUGUGAUUUAUUGGGAGAAGAGCACUGUACUAAAAACUUGUCAAUAUCCUUCUUAAACUGUGGGGUACAGAACUUGACACAGUAUUCCAGGUGAAGUCUGACCAAUGCAUAAUAAAAAAGGAAAAGGGACCCCUGAGCAUUAAGUCCAGUCGUGACCGACUCUGGGGUUGCGGCACUCAUCUCACUUUAUUGGCUGAGAGAGCCGGCGUACAGCUUCUGGGUCAUGUGGCCAGCAUGACUAAAACCGCUUCUUGCAAACCAGAGCAGUGCAAGGAAACGCCGUAUACCUUCCCACCGGAGCGGUACCUAUUUAUCUACUUGCACUUUGAUGUGCUUUCGAACUGCUAGGUUGGCAGGAGCAGGGACAGAGCAACAGGAGCUCACCCCAUCGGGGGGAUUCGAACCGCCGACCUUCUGAUCGGCAAGUCCUAGGCUCUGUGGUUUAACCCACAGCGGCACCCGCGUCCCUAUUCCCUCGAUCGGAACACUAUACUUCUGCUGAAGCAGCCUAGAAUAGCGUUAGCUUCUCUUCUUGCUGCAUCACACUGUGACUCAUGUUAAGCUUGUGGUCUACAAAGACCCCUAGAUCCUUUUCAUAUAUACUGCUGUCAAGCCAAGUGCCCCUCAUCCUAUAUUUGUGCAUGUAUAUUUGUGCAUGUUGACACCAGAAACACACCUUCUCUCCUUAUUGCUCUCCAACAGGUUAAAUCCAGACGCUCCUCCCCUGCUUGAAGACUCUUUGUUGGUUGCGAUCGCCAAGAAGUACAACAAAAGCCCAGCUCUCGUGGCUAUUCGCUACCAACUGCAGCGCGGCCUGGUGGUCCUAGUGAAGGCCGACACCAGAGAGCAAAUUGAGGAAGACAUCCAGGUAAAGCAGUAUAUAUUAAUCCAUUAAAAAACAAUACUGAAAAAGCACAUCAUUUGGACACUGUGAUCUCACAGGUCACAUGACACAUGCGGGAGGGAAGAUGCACAUCUUGGUUUGGGGACUCAAGAAGUUGGAGGAGUUUCCAGCAGUGGGUAUUCAGAAGAAUCACUGCCUCAGGCCGUGAAGUCAGAGCAGUGGCGUAGCGUGGGGCAAGGCACGUAAUUUGCGCCCCCUAACCCAGGUAGGGGCAGGCAGGGGCAGAGAGCUGUGAGUGCGAGUGCCCCCCCAGAUGUUGCGCCCGGUGCAGACGGGCCCCCCCGCACCCCCCACGCUACACCACUGAGUCAGAGUGCAACCAUCAUGACUAGCUUCCAUUGGUAUUCUUAUCCACCAUGAAUUUGUCUAAUGUUUAAAGCCAUCCAAGUUGGUGGCUGUCACUGUCUUGCAUGGAGCAAGUUCAGAGGUUUAGCUAUGAACUGCAUGAAGAAGUAGUGAACUACAUUCACUGGAGUAUGACCUCCCUCAUCCCUGAUCAUUGGACGUGGAGUCCAUCCACAUCUGGGGGGCCACAGUUUCCACUCCUGUUCUAUUGCAAACCAACAUUACUAUGCAUAUAAAAUUCCCUCAGUGGGAGGACAUCUGGACUGAAGCUGUUAAAUGAAGGAAUUCAACUUUGGAAGGUGGUAGCAAAGUUCGCUUUGGUUUCUCUGUGGCUGGAAAAAGGUGCACAGCUCUGAGGUGCAAAAAGAAGACAAGAUUAAAUACCACCUCAGCAUUAUUUUUUUCUCCUCCUGACAGGCAUUUACUUUCCAGCUGUCUGAGGAGGAUAUGAAAUCCAUUGAUGGCCUUCACAAAAACCUGAGCUAUUUAAAAGAGGAAGUGUAAGUCAUAUUUAAAUAGUAUGCAUAUGAAUACAUAAAAGUGCUUCACACAAGAAUUCAUACUGCGAGAGCAAAAGGAAGAAGAGAUUUAGCAUCCAUCUCUUCUCUUCAUAGAGAAUAAGGUGAAAUUAUAGAAGCAAUUACUGUGGAUACUUUGUACCAAAGCGUAUGGACAAGUGUCCCUGUCAUAGAAUUGUAGAGUUGGAAGUGACCACGGGGGUCAUCUAGUCCAGCCCCCUGCAAUGCAGGAAUCUUUUGCCCAGCACGGGGCUCAAACCCAUGGCCCGGAGAUUAAGAGUUCCAUCCUUUACCAAUCGUGCUAUUCCAGUAGUUUUUGGCCCUAGACAGUCUUGAAAAAGUCCAGUUUCUGACAAAAUUUAACUUUUGGGGUGGACUUCUAAACUCCCCAUAAUUUACCCCAUGGCAAUUCAGGAUCUUUUUCCACUAUAAAAAGCAAGCUAUUUACAGUGAAGAGCAUCGCAAAUUCAUGCCUGGCUCAAUCACUAGCAGAAUCUGGGAGUGGUCGGUCCUUGUACCUCCCCCAGCAUAACAGUCACGUGACCCCCAACCUUCUCCGCCCCUCCCUGCACCAAAUCCUUCUGCGCAGAGUGGGCGCUGGCAAAGGGGUACUUCCCUCCUCUCCUGUUUGCUCAGGCUCGGUGUUGAGGCUCUCUCUAGCAGCACUUCUUCUCCACUGGAGGUGGGGGUUUCCUCCUCGCCGGAGGAGGAACUGCUUCGCCAGAUUUUCGGAGGUUCCCUAUAACACAACUGCCCUUCCACCUCUCGCCUCUGAGCUGAUGGCAGUUCCCUGACAUCCCCCGACAGUUGCUCUGUGCUUUGAAACCAGGCUUCCAAAUACCCUUGAGACCAAUGCCAUACAAUGAUGUGCAGACAUUCCCAGGAGCAAUAUUUUUUUGGGGGGGGGAAGAUGGCUGCCUCAUGCAUUACUUCCACUUUGAUCAGCAACCAGGGCUGUAUUCAUCUUCUAGGGGUUAUUUUCUCUAGUGAGAAGACGGACAUAUGAUCAUCCCGAUAUUGCAAAUGGUGGACCAUUUUUACUUUCAGCCUCCCAGAUAUUCAGCAGGGUAGGCAUUUGAUGGCAAACUCGGGGAGCUUACAAUGCACUGUGUGAAAUAGUCUCAUGAGGCAAUGGCUAGCAACAGAUCAAUUUUUGUUGCUUGUGCAUAUUCCAACCCUUGAGUGUUGACUCUCUUUUGUUUUGUUUCAGAUACGCUGGUCACCCACAGUAUUACCCACCAGAUGUGGAAUAA
Messenger RNA from Podarcis lilfordi (Lilford's wall lizard), 12624 nucleotides. The record is from the annotation of a GenBank genome assembly. NCBI's taxonomy places the organism in Eukaryota, Metazoa, Chordata, Lepidosauria, Squamata, Lacertidae.